Molecule: messenger RNA, 2485 nt
Organism: Leptopilina boulardi
Lineage: Eukaryota; Metazoa; Arthropoda; Insecta; Hymenoptera; Figitidae
Product: protein PF3D7_1417600-like
Exons: 10
Coding region: 160-2382 (740 amino acids)
Molecular function (GO): RNA endonuclease activity
Source: RefSeq, a predicted model, not a curated record
UCCCGUUGACAAAGAUAUAAUGAAUGAUUUCAUAAAGACGUAAUUCAUUCUUAGAAUUAUUUCAAAAUUAUGUUCAGCCUUCGUUUAUAGUCAUCUUUAAAACGAGACAGUGAUGCCAGUUGUGUCAGUUAUUCAAGAUCAUACAAAGGCUUUAUCAUCAUGAAAUUAAAUGUCUUUUUAUUUAUUUUCAUUUUAAUCUUUCUAAUCCAGGACAUAAAAGCGAGAAGAAGUGGUGGCUCAAGUAGAGGAAGUUCUAGUAGAGGAAGUUCCGGUGGAGGAUGGUUUGGCAGUAGUUCCGGAUCAAAAGGAUCAAGUGGAGGAUGGUUUAGUAGUAGUUCCGGUUCAAAAUCGUCAAGUAGUUCCGGAUCAAAAGGAUCAUCAAGUGGAGGUGGUUUAUGGGGUUUUUUCAGUUCAAAAAGAAAUGAUUCUCCGAAACCGGUGACUUCUGCACCAAUUCCAAAAUACAGGACACCACCAUCAGCUCCUAUUUUCGAAAAUAAUCAUAAACAUGUGCAUUUUUCGCAAAAUAGUAAGCCAUCGUCUAUUAAUAAUAAACCAGGAAAUUCCUAUGUGACUCCGCCAUCAGCUCCUACAUUAGGUGGUUCUUUUGGAGGAUAUCAAAAUCAUGGACAGGGAAUUGGGACAAAAACGAAAAUUCCUGUUAAAAUAUACGCUCCUCCGUCUUUGUCGAAGCCGAAAAAAUUUAAUCCCCCAUAUCCUGUGGGACAACCAAAAGGCUCACAUCCAAUACCCCAUAAUACUGGAUCUUUGGGUUCGUCAGUCUCGUCUUCUAAAUAUCCACAAGUUUCGUCAGGCUCUAGUCCAUACAAUCCUUAUUACAAUAAUGUUGGAAAAACUGGUUCCAGUCCUUAUAAUCCGUAUUAUUAUAAUAUUGGAUCAAGUCAUUACAAUGCUGGAAAUCCUAAAACGGGAAUUCAGUCGCAAAAUUCAGGAAGUCAUCAAUAUUCCUCAGGAUAUUCAGGACAUAUUCCACAAAUACCUUCUGCUCCACAUCUUUCACAAGGAUAUACCUCAGGAUAUCACCCGAAUUAUCAGAGAGGUGGAAAUUCAUUAUCUCAACCGGGAGUGAUUUAUGUACCGAAUUCAGUUUCCACGAGCCGUGGAACGGGUGAUAUUUUUAAAGAAGCCUUAAUUCAUUCGACAGUGAACGCUGGAGUUAAUGCUGCCGCUAAUCGAAUUUUUUAUCCAAGUCAUUUUUCUGGACAUAAUUAUGGUUCGAAUUCGGGAUAUGGAGGAUCUACUGGAGGUGGUACAACUCACAUUAUUCACAAUAAUUAUUAUUACAAUAAUAAUCCAUCCAGCGAUUUACAAGGAACGGAAAUUAAUGGCUCAGAUAAUUCAAAUAAUUCGAAUAAUCAAAAUAAUUCAAAUAAUUCGAAUAAUCAAAAUAAUGAAAAUAAUUCGAAUAAUGAAAAUAAUUCAAAUAAUCAAAACAAUUUGAAAAAUCCAAAUAUUUCCAAUCAUCAACAUUAUGGAAAUACAGCGAGUAAUUUGAAUAAUUUAAAUAAUAGUCAACCAAGAGGAAAUAACAUAAAUAAUAAUGAAUUGAGUGAAAAUUUUUCAUUACGACAAUUAAAUAUUACUGACGAGGAAUUAAGAAAUUUAACCGAGGAUCUUUUUACUCGGCAAGAAUUUGACGUCAACAAAUAUAUUAAAUUGAAUCUCCAAAAUAAGGUCAACAGCACAAAUAUCACUGAUGAGUCAAUUGAGCCACUACUGGAAAUUCAAGACGAUGUAAAUCAAAUUCCAACAAUUGAAUUGAUUAAAUUUUUGUACGAUAAUUAUGAAUAUAAUUCGCAAAUAAAGGAAAAAAUGACAGAUGAAAUGAUAAAGGAAGAAAAUAAUUUUUUGGAAGUUAUUUUACAAACAAAUGUUAUGACACAUUUAAUGAAAUGGUUAACGAAUAAAAAUAUAAUUGACGACGAUACACUUUCAAAAAAGGAGAUAUUAACGAGAAUUUGGUUUACUUCAAUUGAAGGUUCAACGUCAGCCUUUGAAAGGACAUUUAUGAUGGAAAACUAUUGGAAUACAAGUAUUAUGGGUUUGCAAAAUUGGAUUUAUUUCAAUUAUAUGGAAAUGAGAAAGGAAAUUAAUUAUCUCGGCUAUAUGGAAAAUUUAGAUCUUGGAUUUAAGGGAUCACUUUUAAAAAUUAUUGUUAAUUCAAAAGGAAUUACUCAGCCAACAACAAUGUUUAUUGGAACAUUACCCGAAUUAGAAAUGGCAUUGUACACAGUUUGUUAUUUUGUUAGACCAAACGAAUCGUGUCCAAUUUCCCUAGGUGGAACAAAAUUUAAUAUUUUCACACAUACUUUUCAUUCUUGGGGAAAGGAUCUUUUGGACGUUGCUGUUCCUGUUUUAUAAAAAAUUAAAAAAAAAAAAUUUAUUUCUCCAUUUUAUUAAUUUUUAAACAAAAAAUAGUAUAAAACAACCUAUAAAUAAAUUAUUGAUUUAUAAAAAAAAAUUA